AUGGGUCAACGGCUUCGGAAGCGCAUUUCAAAUGGUUUACUCAGAACAACAGUUGUGUCUUCCAUCUGCUUUGGUCUGCUACCAUUUUACUACAAUAAGCAGCAACAACGCUUCGUCUCUUCAAAACCGUUAAUAAUUUAUAAUAUCUGCAUUAAUGUCACAUUUCUCAUCAUCAUAGCGUUUCUUUUGCCGAUAUUUUCCGAUUUCGAUGACGCUUUUGGAUCUGGCGAUCCACUCGCCGAACUACUAAAUCGCCUAACUGUAUACAUCGGUUUUGCUGGCAUCCUAACAACUUGGUGGAUUAAUUGGACCAGCCGUCAGCGACAGCAGCAGCUGUUCAAUGAGUUUGCUAAAAUCGAAAUCGAUUACUUAUAUCGAUAUAAACAUUUUACCGAUGAAUGUGCGACUUUCGAUUAUUGUGUGAUUUGGAAAGUUUUCGCGACCUUUCUACAAAACUUAUCGUUCUUCUACAGCACCGCGGCAGCUGAUAGCCCCGGCAGCUUAUUCAUUAUAUUCAUUUCUCUAAUGGCAUUGCUUACGAAUGUAAUUUUCCUCGUUUCAACACACUUCUUUCUGGCCGUAUUGUUUACUUAUCGUUUUAUUUGGGUCUUGAAUCGGCGUUUGGCAAGUACGGCCGACAACGAGGUGUCAUCACGUCAGCGUCGGCUUUUGAGCAGAGAAAUCGAUAACAUUGCUUACAUUUACACACGUUUUAUUCGGCUGUGUGAGCACUAUACACGCAUACAUCAAUACCAACUGGUGCUGUUAAUCGAUGACCAUUUACAAUAUCGAAGUGCUAUUCUACGUGCGUCUGCUUUGGAGCGGCAAACUGUUGUAAAUAUAUUGGACUUUUGGUUGACAAUAACAAUUGGUGAGCUGGCGUUGGUUACGUCGCAACAAACGCUGGAAAUACUACGUGGAUUCAAUGAGAAACCCAAGUAUCCGAUAGACUGGGAGCGAAAGCGUUUGGAAUGCUUUGCCUUAAUCUGCCGUAACACAAAGUUGCGAUUUGAUUUGUGCGGUUUAUGUGACAUCAAUCAUUCGAGCGGCCUCAAGGUGCUGCUGACAAUGAUAUUAUACCUUAUAUAUUUGGUACAAUAUUAUCAUGAAAAUCUAUAG
Messenger RNA from Bactrocera oleae (olive fruit fly), 1119 nucleotides. NCBI's taxonomy places the organism in Eukaryota, Metazoa, Arthropoda, Insecta, Diptera, Tephritidae. The record is from RefSeq and is a predicted model, not a curated record.